UUUUCCCGCGCUUUCAGGGACGCGGGGGAUGCCGUUGUGUGUGUGAGGCGGUCAGAGGGGGAGCCUAUGGACGGGGCGGACUUUAAUAUCCUGAAGUGUUUUUAAAUUUAACUUUUCUCUUUCAGUCAAGGCGACAUUUAAUUAUCAUUUACACCGUGUAAAGACAAAGUGACAAAUAGCCGGAGUUUCUCAGGAUGCCUCCCAAAAAGCGUAGCAGCGGCUCCGGGACCCCAACAAGCAGAGAGUCGAAAUGCAGCAACAGGAAAGAAAACUCGGUGCUUUCUCCGGAAAAGCACAAAGAUAAGGAUCCAGAGUUUGUAACCCUUUGUAAGGACCUCUCUGUCUCCAACUCGCUGUGUAGUCAGGCAUGGGCAAUGUGGGAGUCGAUUACCAAGACCCCAGACGAAGUCAUUGAAUCAAACAAGCAACUCUGGGGAGCAUGCGUGUACGUUUCAGCUGUGGACUUGGAUGAAGUCCGGUUCACCUUUACAGAAUUUCAGAAGGCUGUCGGUUUGAGUGUGAAGCAAUUUCUCACCCUGAUGCGAAAGCUGGAUGAAAAUCUGGACACAAUAAGCCAUAAAGUAAAUUCAGCAGUGACGAGGCUGGCAAAGAAAUACGAGGUGUCCAUGGCUCUCUAUCAGAGAUUUGUGAAAACAUGUGCAAAAAUCUACGGUGUGCCUGAUGAAGUUAAGAGACAAGAACUUUUACGCUGUAACUGGAUCCUAUUCCUCUUGGCUAAAGGAAGUGUUCUGCAGAUGGAGGAUGACCUGGUAAUAGCCUUCCAGUUACUUUUGUGUGUUCUGGAGUUCUACAUCAAGCGAUGUCCCUCUUCUCUCCUCCAGCCCCUUUACAAGUCGGCAAUCAGCGAGACAACACAGAGUCCUCCGACUCGGACCUCGAGGCGGAACAAAGCCAAGCCUCGUCCUUUAGAGAUGGACGUGCAGCUGCUGGAGACACUGUGUAAGGAGAGCGACUGCAGCGUAGACGAGGUGAAAAAUGUCUACCAAAGCAGUUUUUGUGCCUUUCUGGACUCCAUGGGCUUUUCGGGAUUGCAGGAGCUUCCAGCAGUGGAAACUCUAUCCAAAGGUUAUGAAGAGCUCUACCAUAAAAGCAAGGACUUUGACGCACGAUUGUUCUUAGACAACGAUGAGACCCUCAGCCCAGUUAAAGCAGAAGUUACAAAAGUAGAAAUGACUCCUAGAAAGAAUCCGCCUGGAGAGGAAAAUGUCUCUAUUCCACCACAGACCCCUAUCAGAGCUGCAAUGUAUUCUAUCCAGCAGCUAAGGGGUGAGCUUACCUCAAUCAGUGACCAACCUUCAGGCAUUCUCAUAAAUUACUUCAAGAACUGCACUGUGAAUCCAUCAGAAGACAUCACAAAGCGGGUCGAUCAGCUCGGUCAGGUCUUUAGCCAGAAAUUUGCUCAAGCUGUUGGACACUGCUGUGAAGGAUUGGGCAAAAAGCGAUUUACUCUAGGUGUCCAGCUUUACUACAAAGUCAUGGAGUCGAUGCUUAAGUCUGAAGAGAAGAGGCUCUCUGUGCAAAAUUUCAGUAAACUCCUGAACAACGCUACUUUCCACACCUCACUCCUUGCCUGUUCACUGGAAGUCGUCCUAGCAACUUAUGUUGGAUGUUCCCUGAAGAACGGUGGCAGCAAAUCUCCCGAAACGAACCUGUGCUUCCCCUGGAUCUUGGAUGUCUUCCAGCUGCAUGCCUUUGACUUUUACAAAGUGAUAGAAAGUUUCAUCAAAGAGCUCACUCUGAAGCACGACAUGCUCGAACACUUGAGCCGCUGCGAGAAUCAGAUCAUGGAGAGCAUUGCAUGGAAAUCAGAUUCUCUCCUGUUCGAACUCCUGAGGCAGUCUCGUGAGGAUGGUCCCGGAGAGCAAGCGGAGCCUCCUGCGACACUAAACCAGCCCCUACAGCACGAUCACACAGCAGCUGAUCUAUAUCUAUCUCCUCAGCGUCAGAGUCGCCGAGUCGCAGCAGCAGAGGCGGAGGUACCUGUCAUAGCCCCGUCACAGCCCCCUGCCUCAGGCAACAGACAGCAUCGCUCCAACUCCCUCAGCCUCUUCUAUAAGAAAUUGUAUAGAAUGGCCUACCUGCGACUGAAAACGCUUUUCUCUGAGCUUCUAACUGCUCACCCCGAGCUGGAGGCCAUCAUAUGGACUCUACUCCAACACACACUCCAGAACGAGUAUGAGCUAAUGAAGGACCGACACCUUGACCAGCUGAUGAUGUCUGCCAUGUAUGCCAUAUGCAAGGUGAAAAAUGUGGAUUUGCGCUUCAAGACAAUCGUCACUGCGUACAAAGCGCUUUCCAACACAAACCAGGAGACGUUCAAGCGCGUGCUGAUCAGAGACGGCCAAUACGAUUCCAUCAUCGUCUUCUACAACCAGGUGUUUAUGCAGAAGUUGAAGACAAACAUCCUGCAGUACGCUUCUACUCGGCCUCCUCCCCUGUCUCCUAUUCCACAUAUUCCCCGGAGCCCGUACAUGUAUCCCAGCUCCCCCCUCAGAGUGCCUGGUGGGAAUGUCUACAUCUCCCCUUUAAAGAGCAAUCGUCUGACCACAGCAGCCAUGACGCCCCGGACCAAGUUCCUUGUAUCCAUUGGAGAGUCGUUUGGGUCCUCAGACAAGUUCCAGAAGAUCAAUCAGAUGGUCAAUAGCACAGACAGGGCCCUGAAGAGGAGUCUAGCCGGAGACCCCAACCUCAAGCCCCACAAGCGCUUACGCUUUGAUGUGGAUGGACAGGAUGAAGCUGAUGGAAGUAAAUCAACUGGCGAGUCUACACUGGACAAGAAGCUGGCUGAGAUGCGUUCAGUUCGCAACCGCAUGCAGGAACAGAAAAUGAAGGAGGAGGCUGAGAAGGAAGACCCAGAGCCCUGAUGUGUACAAGCCUCAUCAAACUCAUCAUCACCACUCAUCAUCAUCAUGUACGCUUACAUAGGCUGUUACUGUUCAUUUGCAGUUUUACUAAUUAGCCCUUUUUAUGUAUCCAAAUAUACAUUUAGCAAGAAUAUCACAGACGAUUUGGAGGCAUGAAAUCAGGGGAUAAAUUUAGAAUUUUAAGUAGUGAUGUUUUGGCCCGAAGCCCAAUUUCAGGACAUAUGGUUUAAGCUUCUGAGAGUGUUGUAGAACACCAUUUUUAUGCUUGUAAAGCAUUCAUGUUUAAUGAACUGAAUAAUCCUACUGGUAAGUCAGUGCUUUCAGAAUGUUGUAAUGUAAAGAGCUUCAUUUUAUAGAAACUUAAGUCUAUAUAAAAAUUGGUCAUUUUCAGCUUCUUUUUUUGGGGGGGGGGGGGGGGAUUUUUGGUAUUGACAAGAAUAAAUUAAUUUUAUUAUUUUUAGAAUAAUAAAUUUAAUCUGCAACUUUACAUUUCUGCAACAUGUAAAUGUUGAAACAUGACCUACAUGUUGUAAUGACCAGAGUCAUGUGCUCACUGGGCACACAAUCACUUUGUGCUGGAAGAACAAGGCAGAAAACAACGUGGACUUGUACACAUGAUUAAAUAGAGGGGCACAGCAAAAUUAAAAGUCUUGGCCAAAAACCAAAAUUCGGUAUACGAGAUUCAGGUAACAUUUUUUAAUCAGCUUCUGCUUCUUUUCAAAGAUUUUAAUUUAUUUGUCUUUUUUUUUUUUAAACAAUACAUACUUGAGUGGGGAAAAAUAACGUAUUGAAAUGUCAGACCUUUGAUUAAGAUGUCACUCCACAGAAAGAGCUGACAAAUAAAACUAAGAACGCUUCGGUUUAAGGUGCCUCGAUGGAACUAAUGGAUAUUCAGUUAAAAACAAAAAGUAUAUUUUUUUCCUGAAAGGUUAUUUGUGUGGUAGGGUUAUCAGAUACACUCUUGGUUUUAUGAAAUGUGUGUACAUUUACAUACUCUGUAUUUGUCUUUUUAAUAUAUUGCAUUUUAAUUUGCUCCCUGAACAGAGCUUGUAAUGUGGGUGUUUUUUUCCCCAAUUGAAUUGCUAGCUGUUAGAAUGUUUUGGACUUUUUGUAAUAAGUACAUUUUGUCAAAAGAUUUGUUAAUAACUGACUUGAGAUUGUUUUAUUAAAAUGUAUGACUGUCUUACACUAUCGUCUUUUUUAGGAAAAUAAAAUGUACUCGGACAGCAUUGUGUUGAGUUACGCUGUUUAAUCAAGCAAAAUUUUCCCUUCGCCCCAAAACAGGAAUCUGGUGAAAAUGGAGAAGCAGAAGUACUUUAUACAGUGAGCUUUUUGUGUAACUUGUAAUUGCAAACUUAUAUUUUAAUUAUAAACAUUUAGUUCCUCUUGGACAGCUGAUGAUGGUUUUGUGAUUUUAUCGAUCAGCACAGCACAUUUUUCUGUUAUUUCUAAUGCUUCUGAAUAAAAUUGAAAUCUGGA
Molecule: messenger RNA, 4364 nt
Organism: Tachysurus vachellii
Lineage: Eukaryota; Metazoa; Chordata; Actinopteri; Siluriformes; Bagridae
Gene: rb1
Product: retinoblastoma 1
Exons: 27
Coding region: 195-2885 (896 amino acids)
Biological process (GO): neuron projection development; cell differentiation; regulation of transcription by RNA polymerase II
Cellular component (GO): Rb-E2F complex; nucleus; chromatin
Molecular function (GO): RNA polymerase II transcription regulatory region sequence-specific DNA binding
Source: RefSeq, a predicted model, not a curated record